This is a messenger RNA of Aspergillus bombycis, 1497 nucleotides long. Its product is annotated as cytochrome P450. Gene Ontology annotation, molecular function: monooxygenase activity; heme binding; oxidoreductase activity, acting on paired donors, with incorporation or reduction of molecular oxygen. The record is from RefSeq and is a predicted model, not a curated record. The transcript is spliced from 2 exons. The coding region runs from base 1 to 1497 and encodes 498 amino acids. Lineage: Eukaryota; Fungi; Ascomycota; Eurotiomycetes; Eurotiales; Aspergillaceae.
AUGACAUCCGCUACCGUAAUCGCGAUCGGCGUCCUUUUAGCGGCUUUACUAUACAAGUAUAUCAUUCACCCUUGUUGUUUAUCGCCAAUCGCCAGCGUCCCCAACGCACAUUUCACAUCACCCAUUUCGACUAGGUGGAUAGAAAAGCAACGCAAUGAGGGCAAAGAAGUCCUCGCCAUCUACGACCUACACCAGAAGCUCGGUCCUGUGGUGCGACUGGGACCGGAUGAACUGAGCGUGAAUUCACUGAGUGGCCUGAAGACAAUCUACACGGGCGCAUUCGAGAAGCACUCAUUUUACAGCGACGUGUUUAUCAAUUUCCAGACGCCUAAUCUAGUCGGAAUGCUGCAUAACAAUCCUCACGCUCGUCAGAAGCGUAUGCUCAGCAGAAUCUACUCCAAGUCGUAUCUGCAGGAGUCGCGGGAUCUGCGCGAUAUCUCCAGCAUUGUUCUGUCCCAAAGACUGUUCCCAGUUCUACGGCAUGUAGCCAAAUCUGGAGAGGCGAUCAAUGUGUUGCCUUUGUUCCAAGCCGUGGGGAUGGACUUCACGUCAUCUUACUUGUUCGGCACAAAGAAUAGCACAACAUACAUCUUCUGUCUUCCGGAGUGGCAACAAUGGUUGGAGGAAUAUGAGAAGUUCAAGUACAUGAGUGUACAGGAUCGGUACAUGGGUUUCAUUGAAAGCUGGUGCCUUUCACUUUGCCGCAAGGUCGAGAAUAACGAUCAGCCGAAUGAUGUGCCGAUCGCCACGAAUGCAGUGGUAUAUAGCCAGCUUCGUCAAUCGCUUGAGAAGGACCCGGACAAUCGACCCCUCGAAUUAGCUAUUGCAUCGGAGGUACUCGAUCAUCUUGUAGCAGGUCAUGAAACUAGCGGAAUUACCUUCACCUAUAUGAUGUGGGAGCUCUCUCAACACCCAGAACUGCAAGCCGAGUUGCGCCGAGAGCUCCUCACGCUGACACCGAAUCUGACAUCCCUAUCUGCCUCGGAUGAUGCAGCGGGCCUACCAUCUCUCCCUUCACCGUUGGAAAUUGAUGCUCUUCCCCUGCUAGAUGCAGUCCUCCGAGAAACUCUGCGGUUACAUUCGCCCGCACCAGCACCAUUACCUCGCGUAACACCAGCCUCCCCGGCCGGCGUAUCAAUUGAUGGCUACCACAAUAUUCCUGCUGGCGUACGCGUGAGCUCUUCUUCGUACUCGCUGCACCGUAUCGAAGAGGUUUACCCCCGAUCGUCAGAUUGGCUCCCCGAACGAUGGCUCAAACCCGAACCAGGCAAGAUUCACGAUAUGCGCCGACUGUUCUGGCCGUUUGGAAGUGGCGGGCGCAUGUGUUUGGGUAGUAAUUUUGCUUUGCAGGAAAUCAAACUUGUGAUGGCAGCAGUCUACACGAACUUUACGACUUCUAUUGUUGACGACGAGGGCAUCGAGCAGGACCAUGCGUUCAUUUCCCUGCCCUUGGGGCGUAAGCUUAUGUUGAAAUUUACUCCUGUGACGGAGGCAUGA